Molecule: messenger RNA, 1740 nt
Organism: Zerene cesonia (dogface butterfly)
Lineage: Eukaryota; Metazoa; Arthropoda; Insecta; Lepidoptera; Pieridae
Gene: Sox21b
Product: transcription factor Sox-21-B-like
Exons: 5
Coding region: 166-1158 (330 amino acids)
Biological process (GO): regulation of DNA-templated transcription; anatomical structure morphogenesis; cell differentiation
Molecular function (GO): RNA polymerase II cis-regulatory region sequence-specific DNA binding; DNA-binding transcription factor activity, RNA polymerase II-specific
Source: RefSeq, a predicted model, not a curated record
UCGAUUGUCGCCAUUGUGGCUCGUAAGCAGCGGCAGAGCUCGCGUUCGUGUUACAUCGUAUUGCUAAUCGAUUGUCGAUCAAUGAUAUUGUGUUGUGUGUAACUGCAAACGGAGUGCGAAGCCAGCAACGUGGAUAUUGACUACCACCGUGCCAGCGGUCACUUGAUGAGUGCCGCUGGUACCAUGUGCGAUCGCACGUACGGGUCCAUGGGCCACUUCCCCAUGACCCCGAUCUCCAUGAGCAUCGGCAUGGAGGCCGUGAUGAGCAAGAAGUCGCAGGAGGAACACAUCAAGCGGCCGAUGAACGCGUUCAUGGUCUGGUCGAGGCUGCAGAGGAGAAAGAUUGCCCAGGACAACCCUAAGAUGCACAAUUCGGAGAUCUCCAAGCGAUUAGGUGCAGAAUGGAAGCUCCUGACGGAAGACGAGAAAAGGCCCUUCAUUGAUGAAGCCAAGCGUCUGCGAGCGAUCCACAUGAAGGAGCACCCCGACUACAAGUAUCGACCAAGGAGGAAACCCAAGACCCUGAGGAAGGAGGGCUAUCCAUACUCCAUACCGUAUCCCAGCGUACCCAUGGACGCGUUGAGAGCUGGCAUGGCUGGCGGGGGCAUGGGGCAGGCGAUGUCGGGCUACUACGGGGCAGCUUACGGCCCGCUGGGGGCCAGCAUGGCAGCCGCGGCCGCUGCUGCAGCUCAGCAAACGGCCAUAUCCGCUGCUCUUACGCCUAAUGCGCAGGUCGGUUCGUCGAUGGACAUGUCGAAAUACUCGAUCGAGGACAAGUACAGGAGCUACGGUAUGUAUCCCGACCCCGCUCGGGGCUACCUCGACUCCGCGGCUCUCUCCAAAGCCUACAUGUACAUGGACCAGCAGCAACAGCGAUCCUACCCGAUGGACAUCAGCAAGAUGUACUCAGAGGCGUCCGCGGCCGCUAUGGCCGGGUUGAGUUCCGUCAACCCCUCAAAUAUCUCCCCGCGAUCGUCGGAAUCACCCGACGUGACCCCUAAAAAUGAUCGCACCGAAGGAUCGUCCACCGGGUCCAACCCCUCUCCCUCUUUACCAUACUACCAGUCGCCUGGCCUUCUGAUGCCGCAAUAUCCUGGACAGUACGCGCAGAGCACGCAAAACGGUGAAUUUCGGCGACCAUUGACUGUUAUUUUCUGACCAGAUGGUUAGACUACGAAUCCACUGAUCUGUAAAUAUUUUUAACCGUUUAGUUCGUUUUAUUGCUGUUAUCCUUGUUUUUGUGCAUUUCACAUUUUGUGGCCAAUUUUUGAUGAUUUAAUGAUCACGAAAGAUACGUCUUUCUUAAUAUCAGCCUUUUUCUUUGUAAGUUCGUUAUAAUUCAUGUUUAACGAAAUUUAAAGUUCCUCUUAUUUUGUCUAGUUACAUAACUGAUUGACUGUAAAUAUUUAUUAUAAAUAAAUUAUAGAUUUUACCCAUAUUUUUUAAGAUUUGUUGUGAUAUGGUAAAGACAAGAUUGCUCCUAAGAGUGUUUGCGGACUUAUAAAUUUGUGUUCACAGUUGCUUUGGAAAACUACCAAAUCGGAUGGAAGUGAAACUUGAAUGAAGAAUGUGCAGUAAAAUAUUAAUAAAUAGGUAUUCAAUCUGAAGUGGUGGUUUUCCAUCACAUUGGUAAUUCCAUAUUAAAACCCUCGAAACAUUUUUAUAACUGUAUUAUUAUAGCAAAUCUUAAAAAGUUCUUCAACAACGAAUAAAUAAUAAUAUAUUGUAAAUAAUAGAAUA